ACACAACAGAUUCUCCUGAGCAGCCUACAGAGACAGAGAGAGGGAUUGAGGACUAAUUGUACAUCCCUACCUGACUGCAACCUUUCUUCCCUUCCAUCUAACUAUGGUGAACUCUGUGAAGCUCUGGCCGAUGAUGGUGGCUGUGGCAGUGUGUGCAUUUAUAUGUCUGGGCACCGUAGUACAAGGGUAUCCCACAAAACCAGAAAAUCCCGGAAAUGAUGCAUCGCCCCAAGAGAUGGCAAAAUAUAUGACUGCACUGAGGCAUUAUGUUAACCUGAUAACAAGACAAAGAUAUGGAAAGAGGGACAGCCGAGCUGAUAGUCUGCUGUCUGACCUUCUUACUGGGGACUUUGAAAACUACAAUAGCAGAUCAAGGUUUGAUGACUCUUCCUACAAUUGGUGACUAAUCAACCCACCUGCCCCUCUCUUCCUUGGCUAAUAGCUGCCCUUCCCUUCUUUUUCAUGUUUCGAUUAUUUUUACAUCAUAAUGCAUUCUGAUGGAGCCUGUGUCACAUGUCCCUCUCCAGCAGGGUGUGAAGAGCAGGCUGUGAUGCCCUUGCGAGAUGAAACGUGUGAGUGUGUGAGCACGUGUGGGUGUGACAUAAUGUGUGUCUUUGUGUGUCGCCUCUCCCAUGACACAAAGUUUGUGAUGUUUCCAGAAUUAAAAGCAAGUUUAAUGGAACU
Molecule: messenger RNA, 684 nt
Organism: Xenopus laevis (African clawed frog)
Lineage: Eukaryota; Metazoa; Chordata; Amphibia; Anura; Pipidae
Gene: pyy.S
Product: peptide YY S homeolog
Exons: 4
Coding region: 104-403 (99 amino acids)
Biological process (GO): feeding behavior; neuropeptide signaling pathway
Cellular component (GO): extracellular region
Molecular function (GO): neuropeptide Y receptor binding; hormone activity; neuropeptide hormone activity
Source: RefSeq, a predicted model, not a curated record